AUGGAUAGUCAUAGCGUGACUGACACAGGCUGUGCUGGUUGGACAUUGGCGACGGGUGGCUGGAGGCUAACGGGCAACGUCACUUUGAUUUGCCAGACAAAUGCCUCAAAGUUCAUUAACCUGCAGGCUAUAAACUCGGGUAUAUUCGAGUAUUUUGCCCUUCGCCAAAUGUUGCAAAUUGUGCGCCAAUUGGCCGCCAACGAUUGA
This is a messenger RNA of Penicillium odoratum, 207 nucleotides long. RefSeq lists its product as uncharacterized. The record is from RefSeq and is a predicted model, not a curated record. Bases 1 to 207 code for a protein of 68 amino acids. Lineage: Eukaryota; Fungi; Ascomycota; Eurotiomycetes; Eurotiales; Aspergillaceae. The transcript is spliced from 3 exons.